GAUUUUAAAGAGAGACAUAAGGAGGAGUUCUCAGUUCUCAACCCCGACAAGCGGACUUCUUACUUCCAAUCACUUCUUCUUUCCGCGCUUUGCAUAGUUUCUUCUGUUUCUGCUUAUGGAGCAUCCAAAAUCGUCAAAACUUUUAGAUGAUUCUUCAUUCGAAUUCACACUCGCUGAGAUUGUGGAGAUGGAUAAUAUCUUGAAGGACUCUGGAGAUCAAACACUUGGUCAAGAGUUCUUCCAAGAUGUCGCGCUUCAUUUCAGUUGCUCUCCGUGGCGCGCUGCAAAAUCUCCCGUCACUGCAGAACAUGUGCAUGCCUGGUUUGAGAAUCGAAGAAAGGAAUUGCGAAGUAGUUCUAAGAAAGCUCGGCCUCCACCUCCACCUCCGCCUCCGCCUGAACUUCCACCUUCGCCAUCGUCUCCCCCUCCGACUCCGCCACCGAAACUCUUGCUUUAUCAUUCGGAGAGUGAUUUUUUAACUCACGCGCCUUCAUCUGAACCACCUGAAUUCAUAGGCAAGGCAACUGAUCUUUCGGAGUUAGCAUUUGAGGCCUUUUCGUCAAGAGACCAUGCCUGGUUGCAAAUGCACAAAUUACGCCAUUGUUUUUCUACUGUGGUUUAUCAUUAUGAAACCACUGGAAAAAAAGAUGCUCGAGUUCGAUAUGCUGGUUUCGGAAAGGAUGAGGAUGAGUGGGUUAAUGUUGCAAGAGGAGUGCGUGAUCGGUCUAUACCUUUGGAAUCUUCUGAGUGUUACAGAGUGAAAGUUGGAGAUCUUGUUUUAUGUUUCCGGGAAAGACAAGAUCAUGCACUCUACUUCGAUGCAUAUGUUGUGGAAAUUCAGAGGAGGCUACAUGAUAUUGGUGGUUGUCGAUGCAUAUUUGUGGUACGCUAUGAGCAUGAUCACUAUGAGGAAAAAGUGCAUAUAGGGAGAUUGUGCUGCAGGCCUUCCGCGUUCAACUCUGACCGAAUUUAAUGCAUCCUAGAAACAGAAACCCAGAUCUUUAUCCUCAAAAAGUACAUUUGGAAGGUUGAUGUUCUCAUUUAGGAUAAGAACUUGUUGAGGUCUGGGGCCACUUAUUAAAACUGAAGAACAAGAGAGGCCCCACUUUACCGAAGAAUCAAUGGAAGUGGCUUCGGUUGCUUUGUAUUAUGUUUGUUAGGGAGGAGAGAGAUAUGAAAACCAAAGUUGUAAGGCUAUAUAAAUUAUCAUUGAUCGAUAAUAAUGCAUAUUUUUCUAUAAA
Molecule: messenger RNA, 1241 nt
Organism: Cucumis melo (muskmelon)
Lineage: Eukaryota; Viridiplantae; Streptophyta; Magnoliopsida; Cucurbitales; Cucurbitaceae
Product: protein SAWADEE HOMEODOMAIN HOMOLOG 1-like
Exons: 9
Coding region: 116-973 (285 amino acids)
Molecular function (GO): chromatin binding
Source: RefSeq, a predicted model, not a curated record